AUGUCCAAGAGAGGACGUGGAGGAGCAUCUGGAGCCAAGUUCCGCAUUUCUCUUGGUCUUCCCGUCGGUGCCGUCAUCAACUGCGCUGACAACACUGGUGCCAAGAAUCUUUUUGUCAUCGCUGUGUAUGGUAUCCGUGGAAGACUUAACAGGCUUCCCAGCGCUGGAGUUGGUGACAUGUUUGUCGCUUCGGUGAAAAAGGGAAAGCCCGAGCUGAGGAAGAAAGUUCUACAAGCCGUAGUCAUCCGACAACGCAAGCAAUUCAGACGAAAAGACGGUACUUUCAUCUAUUUCGAAGACAAUGCCGGAGUGAUCGUCAACAACAAAGGAGAAAUGAAGGGCUCUGCCAUCACUGGACCUGUUGCCAAAGAGUGCGCAGACUUGUGGCCUAGGAUUGCUGCCAACGCUGGAUCUAUUGCUUAA
Necator americanus (New World hookworm) is the source of this 423-nucleotide messenger RNA. RefSeq lists its product as uncharacterized. The transcript has 2 exons. Bases 1 to 423 code for a protein of 140 amino acids. The record is from RefSeq and is a predicted model, not a curated record. Gene Ontology annotation, biological process: translation. Gene Ontology annotation, molecular function: large ribosomal subunit rRNA binding; structural constituent of ribosome. NCBI's taxonomy places the organism in Eukaryota, Metazoa, Nematoda, Chromadorea, Rhabditida, Ancylostomatidae. Gene Ontology annotation, cellular component: cytosolic large ribosomal subunit; ribosome.